This is a messenger RNA of Alosa alosa (allis shad), 2079 nucleotides long. It is a transcript of the gene tmpoa, whose product is annotated as thymopoietin a. The transcript has 12 exons. Bases 60 to 1925 code for a protein of 621 amino acids. Lineage: Eukaryota; Metazoa; Chordata; Actinopteri; Clupeiformes; Clupeidae. Gene Ontology annotation, molecular function: DNA binding. The record is from RefSeq and is a predicted model, not a curated record.
UUCUUUUUCAGACACCGUAAUACGACGCACAAACGCUGGCUGGGGCGAAGCAAACAAACAUGUCGGAAUUCUUAGACGACCCGUCUGUUCUCACUAAAGAAAAACUAAAGAGUGCACUUCUGGCCAAUAAUGUCUCUCUUCCUAAUGGCGAACAGAAAAAGGACGUUUAUGUUCAACUGUAUCUGAAAAAUCUGACGGCGCAAAACAAGAAAAAAAGCGCCCCUCCAGAAGCUUUCUCCAGCGACGAGGAAUUGCCAGCCCCCGUGGUCUCUAACAGAAGCCGAUCAGGCAGGAAAGCCACGAGAAAAACGGACAAGCCUCGGCCAGACGAGGUGGACGUGCUGGAGCUGAGUGAUGAAGACCUGAGGGAGCAGCUGCAAAAGUACGGCAUCAGCGUCGGCCCAAUCGUGGCCUCCACCCGUAAGCUGUAUGAGAAGAAACUGCAGAAGCUGCUUGACGAGGGGCCUCCUGAGGCCGUAGCGCCCCCUGUGGCCAUCACAGAGACAGACGGAAACCACAACGGAAGCACAGAGUUCGACCAUUACAGUGACAAAGAGGAAGAGACGGCAGCACCGGAACCAGAACCCGAGCCGGAACCUGCCCCGGUGGUGGUGGAGAGGCCAUUGAGGAGCAGAGGCAAGACCCCAGUCACAACUCGCGCCAGGAGCAGCCAGCACAACAGACGUGUAGCGCCGGUAGAGGAAAAAACACAGUUGUUGGAUGAGGAAGAGGAUGAGGAAGAGCCGAGGCUGAACAUUAAGAGGAGUUUCCGGCGUGCUUCCCCUCUGCUUGAACUGGCCAUGAUUGCCAGCGACGACAUCGACUUCCCUGACUUCCCGCUAUCUCCGGUAAAACCCCACGUUGGGGAAUGGAGAACAGAACUAAGUGAAGUCCUAUUGAUGGACAAAACUUUCAAAAGUCCACCGGUUGAGUCCUACACCAUGGGUUCUACUAUGCCCUACAGGCCAGCUCAGCGUGGAGGAACCUUCACUGGCUCCACUGACUCUCUGACCAAGGUUCCUGUUGUCUACCUUCAUGAUAUUUCUCACACUAAGGCCAAACUUCCGGAUCCCAGACCGCUGGUGGUAAUCAAACCAUCUGAGCCCUCAGUCUUUGCUGAUGCCAUUGAAGGCUCUCAGCACUACACUGCAGGUCACCUCAUCUCCUCCAUUACCAGUGUAGGGUCAUGUCACGAGGACUCCUCUGCUCCCCUGUCCACUAGACAGGGCUCAGCGUCCGGUCAGCCAAGACAUCGCAAGACGCAAGUGUCCCAGACAAUCGAACAGGUAAGCAAGGAGUCUACUACAGAGGUCCAUAAAGUGGAUGGCCGACAGAAGAAAAUCACCCCCUUCCUCUUCCCCAUGACCCCAUUGAGGGGCCAGAGUGAUAGUCCCUCAAAGACAGGGAUAGAGAAGGUGUCCACAGUGGAAACCCCUAAAGCAGAUGCCAGGGACAUGCUGAAGGAGAUGUUCCCCAAUGAUGUCAACACCCCAACUGGCAUUAGCGCCACUUGCAGACGACCAAUCCGUGGGGCCGCUGCACGGGCAGGAAUAUCGACCGACUCCUGGCUGGAUGACUCACGUCUUCGGCUGACGGAAACCAACUACUCCUCCUCCUCCUCUUCGUACGUGGAGUCCCGGCCGUCCACACGCCUCCUCUCGUCUCCACUGCCUGCGUCCACCUAUUCCUCGGCCAGUACCCUGCGGCAGGCGCCCGCCUCCGUCCUCACCGCCAGGGCGCCCAUCAGUGGUGUGCCAGCGCGUCGUCGCCGCUGGCUGCCGGUCUGGGCGCAGGUUCUGGUGUUUGGCGUGCUGGCUGGCUUCCUCUUCCUCGUCUACCAGGCCAUGGAGACCAACGAGAGCAACCCGUUUGGCUUCCUCGCGCAGCAGGCCGAAGAAGCACCUGCAGGGCAGACCAGCAAGUGAAGCCGUCGUCACGUGCGCGCGCGCGCACACACACAAACGAACACACACACAAACGAACACACACACACUCAGCCCGCCACAACCGCCUCCAAAAUCCACCUGAUGCACCCCAAACACAACUCCAUUCCCACCCCAUCCCAAUCCCCCAUUCGCC